Aspergillus sclerotioniger CBS 115572 is the source of this 3660-nucleotide messenger RNA. Its product is annotated as von Willebrand and RING finger domain protein. Lineage: Eukaryota; Fungi; Ascomycota; Eurotiomycetes; Eurotiales; Aspergillaceae. The record is from RefSeq and is a predicted model, not a curated record. The transcript is spliced from 5 exons. The coding region runs from base 478 to 3522 and encodes 1014 amino acids.
ACCACUCUCCUCUCCUCUCUCUCCUCUCCUCUCCCUUGCCUGUCGCAGACAUUCAUUGUUAGACUAUACUCACCUGGGAGGAGAGCAAGUGAAUCGCAACACUAUCCCCCCGUCAUUUCACACUGGUGUUAUGCAAUACUACCGCUUCAACUCGUCUUUGCCGUUGUCUCUAUUGGCGUCCGCUCCUGCUCUGGCUUCCCUCUCGCUCCAUCACUGACCUGGACGGAUCCAAUAUCAUUGGCAGACUUCUUCUCCAGUUCAAAAUCACGUUCGCCGCCACCACCUCCCCGAACAUUCACCUAUAUCCCACUGGAGCGCCCGGGCACCGCUUACUCUGUUCACCCUGGUCGUCCUCGUGCCCAUUCCACCACCACCGCGGGCUCCUCGAUUCAUUCUGGCCAACGGGGUCCAGGCUUGCCACCGAAUCCCUAUCCCGGUUCAUCCAGUGUGCUUGAUAACUCCAGGUCAGAUAGGCCAAUGGCGGGCGUAAUAGAUGUUGAUCGCACCCGGACACGGAGAGACAGAACGUUCGUUGGCACCGAUUGCGCAAUCUGUGAUGAGCCGCUGGAACACACCUUGCGUGGAGAGCGUGUCCUCCAGUUCUCCUGUACUCAUGUCUCGCAUGAAGCUUGCUUCUAUGAAUAUAUUCGCGAAUAUGAAGGCCAGUACUGCCCAACAUGCGAUGCGCCGUUAGGACUUGAUACUAGUCGUGGGGGAAACAUGAUGGACCUCGAAAAACUCAGCAAUAUUGUCCGCUCUGUGACUAGCGAUGCUGCGACGCAACGAAGUGGCAUACCCAACCUUCCCCCAUGGGAAGCCGUCCCGGUCCAAGCACGACGGCCCAGUGAUGCGGGAAGUCAUGCGGGAAGUCAUGCAGGAAGCAGACCGCCCAACCGUGAGAGCCGAGAUGCCUAUAGCCGGCGUGACAGUCGGGACACUAGCAGUCACCGCGAACGCGAACGUGUUGAACGCCUGACUACGGGUUCCCGCCAACAACACUCGCGUAAUGGGAGUGUUGCUGGGUCAUCCGAUUACAACGACUCUCACCAUCAUGCAGUCAACGGGAGACGACAUGACUACGACGUGCAAGCUAUGGAAUCCGACAUCAGCUCGCGUCCCACCGUCACCAGGAACCCAAUUCCCGCGCCAACUGUGACUAUUCGUAGCGAGUUUCCAACCCUGAACCGGUCGCGCCAGCAGCAGUCUUUAACGUGCCUGAUCACGGUAGAAGUGCCCGAGGGCAGUUGGCACCCCGAUGCAAACGAUCUGAACAGUGCCGAUCAGCCCCAGGAUGAACCUUACGGUUCAAUGCAAGUACCCGCCGGCCAAGAGCCCAAACAAGUCCCGUUUGAAAGCCAGGAGAAUUUGGAUGAACUUGCUGAGGAGUUGCGGAAUAAGGUGGACAACUGGCAUGGACUUGAAUUCAACCGGUUUGGCAAGCUUCGCUUGCACGGUCAUAUGAGCGUGGGAAAGGAUCGUGCAUCCUGGCAGGACCUGGAAUGUUAUCUUUUUGGAGAGAUGCUCAUCUGUGUCAAGGAAAAGAAGGCUCCUUCGCGCCGUCACUAUGAUGAUGAUCAAUCCAAGCCCAAGGCAACCCGGUGUACAUUAAAAGGCUCGAUCCUGAUCAAGAAGCACCUGAACAGCAUGGAAGCCGCUGCAGACGAGCCGAUCCUAGCGCUGAACUUGUCCGUCACAGAGCUUCCCUGCUUUUACCUUCGUUUCCCAAACCGCAGCCAGUUGGACCUCUGGCGUCGUUCCCUCCUCGAUCUUCAUCCUAUGGAUGGUAUGUCCCGGAAUGCUGAUUACGACCUCGAUGCUUCGGGCACGGAGGAGGAUGAUUAUCGCAAUAAUCAAAUCAAGCGUCAGGCCUCUAUCAACUCAUCCUACGGAGCAGCACGGUCGAUCAACACGACUAUUACCGAUUACACGAACACGGGUCCGGAGAGCCCGGCGCAAUCCAUCCAUAUUCCACUCGACCUUGUAGUUGUGAUCCCAAUUUCAUCUUCCAUGCAAGGACUGAAGAUUACUCUUCUGCGUGAUGCACUCAAAUUCCUCGUCCAAAACCUUGGUCCUCGGGACCGUAUGGGAUUGGUGACAUUUGGCUCUAACUGUGGAGGAGCCCCAAUUGUCGGAAUGACUACUAAAUCGUGGGGUGGAUGGCCCAAGGUCUUUGAGACCAUCCGCCCCGUCGGACAGAAAAGUCUUCGCGCCGAUGUGGUCGAGGGUGCUAACGUGGCCAUGGACUUGCUCAUGCAACGGAAAGCGUCGAACCCUAUCUCCACCAUCCUUUUGAUCAGCGACACUUCCACGUCCGAUCCCGACAGCGUCGAUUUUGUUGUAUCCAGGGCUGAAGCUGCGAAGGUUAACAUUCACUCCUUUGGCCUUGGCUUGACACACAAGCCGGACACCAUCAUUGAACUUUCCACCCGCACCAAAGGAUCCUACCUCUAUGUGAAGGAUUGGAUGAUGCUUCGGGAGUGUCUCGCUGGUUGUUUGGGUGCGUUGCAGACCACCUCGCACCAGAACGUGAAGCUGAAGCUUCGUCUGCCCGAGGGUUCUCCUGCCAAGUUCGUGAAAAUCAGUGGAGCACUCCAUACAACAAAACGAGCCACUGGUCGCGAUGCAGAGGCUGCUCUCGGGGACUUCCGGUUUGGUGACAAGCGUGAUGUGCUCGUUCAACUUGUCAUCCCCCCCGAUAACGCGACGCAAGACCUUACGCCUCAGGAUGCGUGGGAAAGUCUAGUGUCCGGACUCGAGGCACUGGGAGGCAUGUCUGACGGCGACGACCAACGUGUGUCAAGUGUGGAGGAGGUCCCGCUGAUCCAAGCAGACCUAACCUAUGGCGACCUUCUGCGAGAGGGCCACCUGACCCAUCCUCCCCGGCCCUCGCUUUUAGCGAUCACCAUGCUUCCACCAAACCCGAAAGCCAAACCUGGCCGCCCGUCCACCCCGGCCAUCCCUCCUCAUCCGUCCAUUGUUCAGCGACGCAUGGAGCUUUUGACAUCCGACAUGUUGACACGAGCAUUGACGUUGAUCUCUCGCGGGCAGCAUGAUCGUGCGCAGCAUCUGUUGACCGAGACUCGCAGUAUUCUCAAAGGCCUGGGCAAGGGUGGACUUCCUCCACUCCCUGGCAUGAGGCCGGCGGGUACCAGCGACGCGGGUAGCAGAGCAGAUACUCCCACCUCGUCUUCCCCCAAGUCGUCUAUGUUUGAUGGCCACUCCUCAGCGGCUUCUGAUACGGCGACCAUCACUUCUGUCUCUGCAGUCGAUGGACAGACCAUGACGGCGUUGGACGCAGACCUGCAGUCAGCGCUGGAGUGGAUCAACCAUCCGGCGGUAUUCUCCCGAGACUCCCGCAAGGCCGUGCUGCAAGGGAUUGGGGUGAUCUCAUCGCAACGAGCAUACACUUUCCGGUCGCCAUCCGAGGCACACUGGGCCCAGCGAGUCGCAGGAGUGCGACUGCUGACGGAACGGUCCAAGGAAUGGCGUGAAACCGGCGACGACGCGUUGACUGAAGAAUAAAUGUGACGACUACCGAUCUAUUAAUGUGUCAUCUAUACUGGAUGUAACACUCAGUCCUUCGUUUGUUUCCUUUUCAUUUCUCGUUAUUUAUCUUCUCGAUUAUGAUACCACUCUGUUUUACCACGACUGUGCGACAUG